Wasmannia auropunctata (little fire ant) is the source of this 1494-nucleotide messenger RNA. Its product is annotated as homeobox protein Hox-A7-like. The transcript has 3 exons. The record is from RefSeq and is a predicted model, not a curated record. Gene Ontology annotation, cellular component: nucleus. Lineage: Eukaryota; Metazoa; Arthropoda; Insecta; Hymenoptera; Formicidae. Gene Ontology annotation, molecular function: DNA-binding transcription factor activity, RNA polymerase II-specific; RNA polymerase II cis-regulatory region sequence-specific DNA binding. Gene Ontology annotation, biological process: anterior/posterior pattern specification; negative regulation of transcription by RNA polymerase II. Bases 442 to 1494 code for a protein of 350 amino acids.
AGGCGCCUAUGGAGAGACUUUUGCCAAGGGUAGCACAUCCCCUCCUCCAUUCUUUCAAAGACCUCUGGUCACGUACCGCACUAGCAAAAGCUCUGUCGGAGUUUCCGAUAGAAUCGUAAAGUCUUCCCCUCCUCUUCUCCCCUCUUCCCGUCUAUACCAAUAGACACCCUUGAAGAAUAACCGAAAACGUACAGAACAGCAGUAACGUCAGUAACUCUUAACUAGUCUUGCCGUAUGCUUCGGUUUGAAGAAACGGUCAAAUAUAGAUGUAUAAGUUCUAUUAACGUUGAGUUGUGAUAUCUUGCAUUUUCGUAUUUAAAUGCAAAAAUUGGAUAUUUUAUGUCGAGUUGUUCGGCCGUGCAAUGUUAUAGUAUAGUGUGUACAUAAAUACUGAAAAUAAGAGUAUGUGAUGAUUUAUGAACAUGUGAUAAUACGACAAAUAUGGAUACGAGUUCAAAUAACUAUCAGAGCUAUUAUCCGACAAAUAUACCAUCGCAUCAGUCAUAUUAUUCACAGACAGCGCUAAAGUGUAUACCUGAAGAGCGUACACCUUGUGAAAGACACUAUAGUUCAACCAGCUUAUUGAAGAAUGUUCUACUGCAUGGCAAGGAAACAAUACAACAAUGUUAUACACAAAUGCAGACGAAUGCAGCUUCGUCAUCCCAGAUCAUGCCAAACAGUCAAAUUGUGUCGCAUAAUCAAUAUCAAACCUAUGAGUUAUGUACGUCGUUACCCAACAUCCAAUUCGACAUAUCUGCAGCAGAUUGUGAUCAAUUUUUUGAAAACUUAGAAAAGCAAUCUCAACAACAAGAAAAUAAUAGAUAUGGCCAAAAUUAUUUAGAACACACUGUGCAAUCACAAAAUUACGCUUUAUCUAAUACUGCUGGACCGUCCACUAUGCCAAUGCAAUAUCAACAGAACGAAUCAAGACAACGAGCCAUUUUUAAUGCGCAACAAGAAUCGCUGAACAGCUAUAUUAUACGUAAUAAUAAUAACAAUAAUAAUAAUAUAACGCAAAAAAACAACAAUAUUAAAACACCCGAUCAUAGCAGCAAACAACAAGAUUUUCGUUCCAACAACGUCGCACAAUAUCCCUGGAUGUUUAAAAAGACAAAUGCCAAUCAAGGAAAUGGUACCGAACAGAAGCGCACGAGACAAACCUAUACGCGCCAACAAAUCUUUGAACUGGAGAAAGAGUUUUGUUCAAACAAAUACCUUACAAGACAACAGCGUUUAAAAUUAGCUAAACGUAUUUAUUUGACUGAGCGUCAAAUUAAAAUUUGGUUUCAAAAUCGACGAAUGAAAGAAAAAAAGGAAACAUGCGUAUCACGUAAGAAAUCAGUUUCAACUAAACCCGUGUUAACAGCAUCAGAUCCAACAGUACCAAAUUCCAACAGCCAGAUGAUGAUUCAUAAAGAACCUAAAGAAGUAUUCAAUCCAGCGCAACAUAAUCAGUUUGCUCAAGCGCAACAGUCACAAUUACAAUCGCAGUAA